Molecule: messenger RNA, 2898 nt
Organism: Babesia ovata
Lineage: Eukaryota; Apicomplexa; Aconoidasida; Piroplasmida; Babesiidae
Exons: 1
Coding region: 1-2898 (965 amino acids)
Source: RefSeq, a predicted model, not a curated record
AUGAAAUUAGUUUCUGUUUGGAGUCGUUCCCAUGAAUCGUAUGACGCAAAAUCAAUAACCAUGGCCGAGUGUAGAAUCAUAAGAUCUCUCUGCGCUAUCUGUGCAAUAUGGCUGUGUUGUACUGGAGGCAUCUAUGCACUGCGUUGUGAUUUCGGGAAUCCGGAUGGAUUACUCAGCAACAACGCUCUUUUCGCAUGCCACGUAGACAAUGAAGUCUUCAACUUCGCAACUGUGAUCUGCCCUAGCCACGUCAACGACAAGGAAUAUGUUUGGCAUCCGCAACCAACGUCGGAUGAACGAACUCAUAUUAACACUUACGUUACUGAUGAUGGCAAUUUUCGUUCCGUUCCUCUUUCGGAUGUAAUGCGCUCCGAAUCCGAGAAUGCAGCCAUCUGGUUCAAAUCAAAUGCUUCGACAACGGAGCUGCAUUAUAAAAAAACAGCUAAUAAGUUGAUUGCGAUAACUGGUCGCCGAUUGAUAUUCAUCUGCGGACCGAAAGAUUUGGUUAUGACCGAUGAAUUGCAGCGUCAUUUGAACCGCCUCGAUGGCUUUGGUAGAAUGCAACCACUUCCUUGGACUCCAUCUACUCCAUUGACUCAAGUACUAGCGAAGAUAGGUCUUGGAUUGGGUGCGUUUUUCUUGAACAGAGGGCACGCGCAUCUGCCCCUUCAGGGCUGUGGCAGUCGCCCCUCACCAUUGUUUGCCGCAGAUUCUGAGGUUACUAUAGACCCUGUAACCGGAAUACGUUCAUGUGUGGCGGAUCCUAUGUCACGAUUACCCAUCGGAUUUGUUUGCGAAGGUCGACUUGAACCCGAUGAUUGUAUGAUAUCCCUAUUGGACACAAACGGCGAAGUUGUGAAGGCUCCUGGGCCACAUUAUUAUUGGAAUUAUUAUAAGUUCAGGCCUUGGGUGGUGGCGCGAUAUUUUGAUGAUUUAGCAUUACCACCAUUCAAUGGUGAAUGUAGAUGCAUAGAUGCCGAAACAGGUCACGUUAAAGCCAGGAUAGAGUUCCGUUCGAAAACCGACUACGUCUGCGACAUUGCCAGCAUGAUCGAACGCCACCGUGCGAAUCCUAUCAACGGCCCUUGGUGUUCGGUGGUUCUCCAUCCCGGCAGCAGAUUGACCAUACGGUUCCCAACAGCGGAUGUCGAUUCGGUGUCUAACGAUGCAACGCAACUGCUGCCUACUGAUCAAUUCGAAGCUGAAUUCCUGCCAAAGGACUUGACUGCUCUGCGGCAACUUAAAACGGUGUAUGACUUUGAUGUGUACGAAGAAAUCUCAUACAACGAAGCACUUGCAGGCGACGCCCUCGAGCUGGAUGUUUCCAAGGUAUCCCAAGGUGAGGUAAAACUGAAGUAUCAUGAGGACAAACCGCUUGCGUUACGAGCAUGGCCGAACUCGUUCUUUUAUCAUUGGACAUUGAAAUCGGAAAACGACAAUGUUCCGGAUAAGAUACAUGCCAUAGUGCAAGUAUCACUCGCAUUUACCCACCACUACCGGACGAUCGGUUGUGACCGAGGACCACAUAGUGUUUUUAAUCCAAUGUUUAGCAAAGCGUAUUGUUCAGGUAAACGAAUGGGAAAUGGUAUAGGGAAGACUUACGAGUGCUCAUUACGUAUUAUGAGGAACGAUAGGCAAGCUGGGAUCCACUGCAGACCCGAUGAGGAGCUACUGCCAAAAAACUGUGCUUACGAAGGAUACGAUCUCCACUCCAAUAAGAUUGUGCCUUUCCCUGUGUCUAUGAAAACUGGAAUGCUCUUCGCCAUUCCACGAUUUCAGGUGUUUGAUAUGGGUAUGCAAAAUCAUCCUGUUAGUUACGCUUGCAUAUGUGUCGACCAUCGUGGCUACGAAAAGUCGAAGCUCAUUUUGGAGUAUAGCCGAGAAGUGUUUCACAGCUACAAGGUUCGUCUAGAAGAUGCACCUCGUACGUUGCUUCCCCAAAUAUUGAUGCCCUGGCGCGAGAUGGGAUUAUCAAGGAAAGUCCUAACCUCAUCAAAUUCGCUUAUUGCAAAGAACGUGUCCAAAACGUCCGUUAAACUACAAGUGGGCACACUUUUGUCAAUGAGUUGUGCUUUUGAUCACGGCGUUCACAGCGUUACAGGCAAUGGAGUUAUACGAACGACAUGGCUGCCAUUUCGCCCCAAAGAGUUCCAUUAUACCUUCAGCAACACAUCAUAUGGACGUGAGCUUAUUAGGACACCACACAAAGAUGCCAUUGUUGGAACACUAAUGGGGCUGAAUGUCGCUUACAAGGAGGUGGAGACGAGACGCGGGUACCAAAUUUUAAAUAUUGAGUCUCGUAGAGGUGCCAUUCUUAUAUCUAAAGAUCCACUUCACAAGCAACACGUACCAAUGACAUUUGUCUGCGGUAAGGCGCCCGAACCAGCGGAUGUGUCUAUCACCUCUGGCGAAGUUUCCUCAUCGCCGAGCCCCUAUAUCACGGGAUCCUUGGAACAAUACACGUGGCACCUAGUUCAAGUUAACGUCGAGACCACGGACCCAUACAUGCAGGGCUGCGGCGUCACAUACGCAUCCGAUGAGUUGUUCAAGCCGGAGACUCCCCAACUCUACGACGCUGACGGAGGGUCUCAGUUCGGUUGCAAGAUUGAUCUUCAGGCUGCCAAGGAAGCUGCGUUCUACUGCCCGGCGCCGUAUGUCCUGGACCCACCCAACUGCUUCAGCCAGGUCUCUGUGGACGGCGUUGUCAGGAACAUAAGCGACCUCAGCCAGUCAUUGGUGGCAUCGCGAUCCAACCACUUUGCAAUCCUGAGCUUCGACAGUUCACUCGUCGGAGUCGGAGAAACGUUGCGCCGGACGACACCCUUGGAGUGCCGCUGCGUCACCAUCAAGGGUAUCGUUCUCUCCACUAUACAAAUAGAGAACUACUACGCCAAGUAA